Messenger RNA from Myripristis murdjan (pinecone soldierfish), 1423 nucleotides. It is a transcript of the gene prpf38a, whose product is annotated as pre-mRNA processing factor 38A. Bases 67 to 996 code for a protein of 309 amino acids. NCBI's taxonomy places the organism in Eukaryota, Metazoa, Chordata, Actinopteri, Holocentriformes, Holocentridae. The record is from RefSeq and is a predicted model, not a curated record. The transcript has 10 exons.
UGCCGUUGCCAGAGGAGCGGGGUACUUCCGCCGCGGUUUGCUAAAGAGACACACUUCUCAAUCCCGAUGGCAAACCGAACGGUUAAAGAUGCAAACAGCAUACACGGGACGAACCCGCAGUAUCUGGUGGAGAAAAUCAUCAGGACCCGAAUCUACGAGUCGAAAUACUGGAAAGAGGAGUGUUUUGGACUUACGGCCGAGUUAGUUGUUGACAAAGCCAUGGAGCUCAAGUUUGUCGGCGGAGUUUAUGGUGGAAACAUCAAGCCCACUCCCUUCCUGUGUCUGACGCUGAAGAUGCUGCAGAUUCAGCCCGAGAAAGACAUCAUCGUGGAGUUUAUUAAAAACGAGGACUUCAAAUAUGUUCGCCUACUUGGAGCAACGUACAUGAGGUUAACAGGAACCUCGGUGGACUGUUACAAGUACUUGGAGCCUCUAUACAACGACUACAGAAAAAUCAAGCGUCAGAACCGAAAUGGAGAGUUUGAGCUCAUGCAUGUGGAUGAGUUCAUCGAUGAGCUUCUUCACGCUGAGAGAGUGUGCGACAUCAUUUUGCCGAGGCUUCAGAAAAGACAAGUCCUUGAGGAGGCUGAACUGUUAGACACACGUAUCAGUGCUCUGGAGGAAGACCUGGAUGAGGUGGAGAGCAGCGAAGAGGAAGAUGAGGAGGAAGAGAAGCCAGAGAGACUACAGACCCCUGAGCCCCACAGACGCAGUUACCGUGACAACGACAGACCCCGUCGCUCCCCAUCGCCACGUUACAGACGCAGUCGCUCACCCAGACGGAGGAGCAGAUCACCAAAGAGGCGAAGCCCGUCUCCGCGCAGAGACCGCCAUCGCAGCAAGAGCCCCCGCCGACACCGCAGCAGGUCCAGAGACAGACGCCACCGCUCCAAAUCCCCAGGUCACCACAGAAGCCACAGACAUCGCAGCCACUCCAAGUCCCCAGAAAGGAGUUCAAAGAAGAGUCACAAGAAAAGUCGAAGAGGAAACGAGUGAUCUUUUUUUUGGUUGUUUCUUUUUUUACCUGCAAGUGGACAAAGUUCUUAGCUCCAAAUCUUGUAUGAAAUUUCCUUUUUCUUUUUUUUUUUUUUUUAAUUCUGUUUCUGGGUGUGAUUUUUACCUUGAAAUAUUGAACCAGUCUAAAUAUUUUACACAUGUGAAUACCUUCAACGUAAUUUUCAGUAUAUAAUAAAUAGGACAGAGGCGGCCGGUAUGUUGUAACUGAGCCUUGCACUGCUAGACAGUAAACUAAUGUUGUCCAUUGUUGAGAAUAGUUGUCUCCACCUUUAAUAUGUUUUGGACAUGUCGGUGUCAAAAAAUGCAGUUCCUGUAAAAAAUGGUUUAAUUUCCUGCCUGAAUUGAGCAGGAUUAUUUGACAUUCAUCAUAAAAAUAAAGAAGCUCCCCUGCUUCAUUAGUCUUGUG